AUGGAUCAUGUGAUUGGAGCGAAGUUUAAGCUUGGGAGAAAGAUUGGUAGUGGAUCUUUUGGAGAGCUUUAUUUGGGAGUAAAUAUACAAACUGGAGAAGAAGUUGCCGUGAAGCUGGAAUCUGUUAAAACCAAGCACCCUCAGCUUCGCUAUGAAUCUAAGUUGUAUAUGCUUCUUCAGGGAGGAACUGGGAUUCCCCACCUUAAAUGGUUUGGAGUUGAAGGCGAAUAUAAUGCCAUGGUUAUUGAUCUUCUUGGGCCGAGUUUAGAAGAUCUGUUUAACUAUUGCAAUAGGAAGCUCACAUUGAAAACAGUUCUAAUGCUCGCCGAUCAGUUGAUUAAUAGAGUUGAGUACAUGCACUCUAGAGGUUUUCUUCACCGUGACAUAAAACCCGAUAACUUCUUAAUGGGUUUGGGCCGCAAAGCAAAUCAGGUGUACAUCAUCGACUACGGAUUAGCAAAGAAAUACAGAGAUCUUCAAACUCACAAGCACAUACCAUACAGAGAAAACAAAAAUCUCACAGGAACAGCUCGUUAUGCAAGCGUCAACACCCAUCUUGGAGUUGAGCAAAGCAGAAGGGACGAUCUGGAAUCUCUUGGAUACGUCCUGAUGUACUUUCUCAGGGGAAGUCUUCCAUGGCAGGGCUUGAGAGCUGGCACUAAGAAGCAGAAAUAUGACAAAAUUAGCGAGAAGAAGAUGCUUACACCUAUAGAAUUGCUUUGCAAAUCGUAUCCAUUGGAGUUCAUAUCAUAUUUCCAUUACUGCCGAUCAUUGCAAUUUGAAGAUAAGCCUGACUAUUCAUACUUGAAGAGGCUUUUCCGAGACCUAUUUAUUCGAGAAGGUUAUCAGUUUGACUAUGUGUUUGAUUGGACUAUGCUGAAGUAUCCGCAGAUUGGCGGCUCUAGUUCUCGAGCACGAGAAACAAUGGGGAAAUUACCUUUAAACCCUGGACCAUCGGCAGAAAGAGUCGAGAAGACUCCAGUGAAGCAAGAAGUUCGAGACAGAUUCUCGGGUGCAGUGCAGGCAUUUGCUAGAAGGAAUGGUUCUAGUACAGGCAUGCAUGGAGAUCACUCAAGGCAUAGAUCUACAGAGGAUGCACCAUCAUCAAAAGAUGUGCACAUUGAUUCUGAACGAGGACGGGUGUCUCGACCUGGUAGUAGUUCAAAGAGGCCAGUAUUGUUGAGCAGCAGGCCAAGCUCCUCAGGGGAACACAGUGAAAAUCGUCAUAGGCGGCUGGGGUCUGGCAGUGGUCGUCUAUCUACCACCCAAAGAUUACAACCAGGUAUUGAGUCCAAGACAUCUUCUUUUACUCGUGCUUCAGCCUCAAGAGUUGCCCAGGAUGAUACUCUCCGAAGCUUCGAGCUGCUAACAAUUGGAACAGGAAAAAAGAAAUGA
Molecule: messenger RNA, 1395 nt
Organism: Fraxinus pennsylvanica
Lineage: Eukaryota; Viridiplantae; Streptophyta; Magnoliopsida; Lamiales; Oleaceae
Source: the annotation of a GenBank genome assembly